CCGAGAGGCGCCUUUUCUGAGAUCUCGCGCAGAAAGCAGGCACGCGCUUUUGGAAGCCGACACUGUUUUUAGGCCAAAAGUAAAGAAGAAGCAAACUUACUCCGCUUAGCUCAGUUAUACUACAUGGCUACUAAAAAGAAGCGGACGUCAAACGUAGAUAAUGACAGCUGGGUUGUCAUCGCUCCAGACUCUAUCAACGACACGCACAAACACGACGGUGAUCCAGCUUUUGUGAGACUAAGGAAUCCAUCAACAGAUGCAGCAUCUCUGUAUAUGCUGGGUGGUGGGGAUGUGCAGCUGUAUGAGGUCAAAGCAUUUGAAGAUGAUUUCCAUUCUUGGUUUGUUGGCCAGACUGUGCAGAGAGAUGGGAGACUGAUCUUUGUAACACCCUUGGAUCCUCUCUACCUAAUUUUGCCAUAUUUGAUUAAAUCUGGAAGAGAGGGAAAGUUCCAGCCUGUGGAUCAAGUUGUUAAGGAUGAAGAAUUCCCAGCUUGCUCAAGGCUGCUUAACUGCACUCGUACCCUGGCCUCCUUGCGCCACAUUGCUGAAGAAAAAGAGGUGGGAGGCUUGAAGUUUCAUCGAUACAGUCAAGAGAGGACUAUGAACUGGUUAAAGAAAAAGGUGGAGAGGACCGUUAUUGCCCUAAAGAAGAGAAAUGUCUCCGUUGGAGAAGGAGUGAAGUCCUCAACAUAUGUCAGAGUAAAGUCAGAGUCAGACAACCAAGAGGAGGACUUCCUACGGUAUGCCCAUGGCCUGAUAUCUGAGUACCUCAAUGAAGACCUGAGCAAAGCCCUCCUCAGACACUUGGAGUUACCAGAGCUGGUGAGCCCAAAGGAGACAGAGCCUCCUUCUAAGAAGCGGAAACUUUCAGACAAGCCGGUGGAGGCUGGAGAAGACUACACCAAAUUCAACAGUGCAGACUUUGCGCGGAAACCGCCCAAGAAGAUGACGGCAGCUCAGAAAAGUCUGGCCAAGGUGGACAAGACAGGCAUGAAGCCAAUGUCAUCCUUUUUCAGCCCCAAAGUCAAAGCAGAAAAGAAAUGAAUGUUGUUUGUGUCUGAUUUGUAUAUGACAUUUCUAAUAAAGAAAAAAAAAGUAUUUGAAAAUAUUCUUUUUAAAUAGUUUGAAGGUAAAGGGAUCAUAGGGCAUAAUUUAG
Archocentrus centrarchus (flier cichlid) is the source of this 1156-nucleotide messenger RNA. It is a transcript of the gene rnaseh2b, whose product is annotated as ribonuclease H2, subunit B. Bases 124 to 1044 code for a protein of 306 amino acids. The transcript is spliced from 11 exons. The record is from RefSeq and is a predicted model, not a curated record. Gene Ontology annotation, biological process: RNA catabolic process. Gene Ontology annotation, cellular component: nucleoplasm; ribonuclease H2 complex. Lineage: Eukaryota; Metazoa; Chordata; Actinopteri; Cichliformes; Cichlidae.